Carassius auratus (goldfish) is the source of this 1069-nucleotide messenger RNA. RefSeq names its product glutaredoxin 2 (gene glrx2). The record is from RefSeq and is a predicted model, not a curated record. NCBI's taxonomy places the organism in Eukaryota, Metazoa, Chordata, Actinopteri, Cypriniformes, Cyprinidae. Gene Ontology annotation, cellular component: mitochondrion. Bases 208 to 723 code for a protein of 171 amino acids. Gene Ontology annotation, molecular function: protein-disulfide reductase activity. The transcript has 4 exons.
AAUAUAAUUUAACAUGAUCGUGUUUGGUGAAUUCAGCACAGUUUGUUAUGUUUGUUCCGUCUUGGACGGUAAUAACAUUAACCUACUUUAGGAGACAAAAGCCAUAUGCUGUUUUUAGGGUCAUUAGGUGUUUAAAUCCCCCGCUGUGUGAUCUGAUCAGCUUACAGUCUAGCUGUGAGAUCCCUGUGAGUUAGACAGUUAAACAACAUGACUGAUUUCAAUGGCCAGUCUAACUCUCUUGUGUCUGCUCUAGCUGCGUUCGCCUUCCUUGUGUCUUCAACAUGUCUUUUCUACAGACCAGUGAUUAUAACAAGAAUGGGGAAUUUCACGUCGACGGCGCCUGGGUUGUCAAGCUCGGCGUGUUCUCAGUUUGUCCAGGAUGUUGUGUCCAGCAACUGUGUUGUGAUAUUCUCCAAAACCACGUGCCCGUACUGUAAGAUGGCGAAGAACGUUUUCAACGAGAUCGGCGCUGCAUAUAAAGUUGUUGAACUGGAUCAGCACAACGAUGGCGGACGUCUCCAGGAGACCUUGGCACAAAUGACAGGUGCCAGAACAGUGCCAAGAGUCUUUAUUAACGGGCAGUGCAUUGGAGGAGGCACGGAUACAAAGCAGCUCCACCAGCAAGGGAAACUUCUGCCUCUUAUUGAACAGUGUAGGCUGUGCUGUUUGAGUACCAGCCCCGAGGGCUCAGGCAACCCUCAAUAUCAACAUAAUCAGUCAUAAUGUUGUGUAUUAUGUGUUCAUUCUCGUUGGUCACACGUGAACAGCCCGAGCAGAGGUUAAGUAGAUAAUAUGUAUAAUAAUAAUCAUCAAUGCUUUCCUGAAUGAUUGGCAUUGUUAUGAGUAUUGCUAUUUUGGGGUUGUUGUGCACCGUAUGCGUACUUGUAAAAUAUAAUACCAAAUGGUAUUACAACAAGUAUGUUAGCUGACUUUUAUUUUGACCCCGAGCUGCAAAACCUCAGUAUUCCUUUAUGUACAUACAUAUUUAAAAUAAAAAAAAAAUCAAAGUAUUUUACAAAAUGUUGAAUUGUUCAUUUCUCUUGAUGUAAACACACAAACACCCACUUGU